Molecule: messenger RNA, 885 nt
Organism: Prorocentrum cordatum
Lineage: Eukaryota; Dinophyceae; Prorocentrales; Prorocentraceae
Source: the annotation of a GenBank genome assembly
AUGGACGAAUUCACAGACCUUCUCCUUGCGGACCAGACGAAGGCACCAGUCGUGAUCGAGCUUUGCAGGGCGAUUCGAGAGCACUGGCAGCUUCCCGAAGAGGACGCGGUCAUCGAGAGGCGCUGGUGCGACGCGCUCGUCGUCGUCAAGAAAGUCGCGGGCGUCGUCGUGAACCUUGAUGACAUGGGCGCUGCCUCGGCAGACUGCGACGUGGACGUCUACGACGGCUCAAUCGACAUGGACUCCAAGAGGCACAGUGGCAAGAGGAGCGCGCAGACGUCGAAGAGGCAACUCCCGCAGACGCUAGACUGCACCCUUGAGCUGAACUCCACGUGCCGUGCGAUCACCGAGACCGACGUUACGAAGCUGCUCAAGCUCGUCGACAUGGCCGCUCAGAUCGAAGUGGAGCUGGUUGGCACUGAGAUUGCGAGGACUUACGAAGGCCACGAGGUCACCCAUGUUACUGGUACUGCCGAGCGCCUCAUCGGCACGGCGGGCGACCCGCCGCAAGAUCGGCAACGCCUGGCGGUCCUUGCCACGUGCUUGUGCGUGUGCUGCCGGUCGGAAUCGUUCAGGGUCACCCCCGCGGAGUUGGCGAUCGCCCGCGCUUCCUUCGCUGCUGGCGUGAAGUUAUCUGCCCCCGAGCACGCCAUGGACGCGGUCAUCGGGACUCCGCGCGAAGGCCACGGAGUGAAACUCGCCCAAUGCGUGCUGGAGCUGAAGGGCAAUGGGCUGCCAGAGCAAGUCGGCGUCAAGCUGGACUCCUGCGUCCAGAUGCUCUUGGACGCAGGCUUGCUGCUGGACAAAGUCCUCUACGGCAAGUGGGUUGUCAUCCUGAAGGGCGUGAGCGCGGUCAGGAAGACGUCGCCGUUGUCUUGCAAGUAG